CUUGCUACCGCUGCAUUUUUAAUGGCGGUGUGAGUCAAUUAUAAACAAAAGAUGCGAUGUUUACUUUCUACUAACUGACUAAGCGCAGUUUAGCAUUAAUUAAUGUGGAGCUUGUAAUAAGCGUUUGAAAAGACACAGGUCACAAUGAUAAGCUAUCACAAGAUCUACAUGAGCCCUGUGCAGUCCAGCAACCUGCAGUCUCAGCUGUGUGCACUGUGGAAGAAGCAAAAAUUUUGUGAUGCUGUUAUCAAGUCGGACAACAUAUCUGUGAUGGCACACAGAUUGGUUUUAUCUGCUUCCUGCCCGGUACUACAGUCCAUAGAAAAUUACACAUGUGGUUCUCUUUUAGAAAUCCGAGUAGAAUCCGACAUGACAAAGGAAUCUGUGAUGACUUUCCUUCAAUAUCUUUAUGAAGGUUACCUCAUGUUGACAGAGGAAAACUACAUUCAUGUUGAAAAAUUGGCUCGCUCAUUGCACAUUGACAGUGUAAUUAGUUGUUGCAAAGACUUUAGCCAGAGCAUAUUGUCAUCAAGCUCUAAUAUUCAGGAACCCAUUGACCAGGCUGAUUUUAAGCAUGUUCGGAUAACAAACUUAUUAAAAGUACUAGGAUCUUCACAGAAACGGCCCUACGAGUAUUCAGACAGUGAUUUUUCAAAAAGAUUAAAACAGUCUUCUUUUGGAAACAAGGACUCCUCUGAUCAUUCUAGCAGUGAAAGUAUUGCAUCCACACAAAAAUCUCAACUUUGUCCUGCCCAGUAUCAGAAUAGUCCAGGGGAGAGAACUGAGUUGAGACAAGGUCCUUGCCCAACUGAUCAAUCCAUGUUAUACAUAACCCCUUCAAACACUGUGCCCAUGGCCAUAAACACUCAAAAGACUGCUUCAUCAGGUAAUGGAGUCAUUUUCUUCUCCAACACAAAGUUUAAUGAGAGAGGCUCUACUUCUUUGAACUCUCCAGAAUCUUUACCAGUUCAAACAACUGGAUCUAUGAAUCCAUUGAAUGCCCGCCUUAUCAUUCCUAUGAUCCCAAGUGUUCAACAUUCACUACAGACUGUUCAACCAUCCACCUUUGAACUUACGAAAAAAACACCACAAGCUGAACCUUAUCCUGUGUUUUUAAAGGAAGUACCACGACCAAUAGGUUCCUUUUCUGGUGACUCCUCUGGAGUCAGUGCUGGCAUUGACAAGAACAAUGAACAAUUACGAAUGGUUUCCAGUCAGAAUUCUAUUCAGCAGCUAAAUAUCCAUGAGUUUUCAGGAAAACCUACAGAAAAAUCAAACAGUCAAACAGACACUUCUACUAGUAACAGUGCUACAAGUACUGACCCUAGUGCUGAGGUGAGUCUCAGUAUCGUUAAAGUGGAACCGGAAGACAGCAUCAUCCAAACAGAUGGGGGGAUGUUUUUGUCAACAGCACAGAGAGAUGAAACCCAAACAAGUCAUUCCAGCUGGUUUCAUGAUAACCCUUCGAUGUCGUCCGAGGAGAAUUCAGGUCAAGAAGAAAUGUCCUCAAGUUCAAUGAGUAAGUCAGAUCAGACAACCCAGGACAAGCCAUCAUCACAUCGUUUUCAAAAGCUCUCGGACAAAGAAGUUCAAGAAAUCUUUGAUCUUGAUAUACAAUCAAAGGCCACAAAACAAAAUACCAGAUGGGGUGUUAAGAUUCUACAAGAUUGGCACACUGAAUCAUAUGGAGUUCCCAUGGAUAUGGCUACUGUUGAUGAGGACGAAUUAGCGAAUAAACUUGGAAGAUUCUACUGUGAAGCAAAGCCACAGCCUGAUCGAAAAAAAAAGAAACCAGCAGAAUAUCACAAAAACACAAUGAAGGGAAUUCGAGCGGCCAUAAACCGACAUUUAGUGUCCCUUGGUCGUAACAUUGACAUUGUCAAUGACAGAGCCUUUAAAACUGCAAAUAAAGGUCUGAUAGGCGUUCUGAAGCAGAGAUUGAUCACUUAUCCUCUACCACCUAACCAAGAGACCAUUGACGAUGCAGAUUUACAAAAAAUGUCUGUUUUCCUUGAGAAUGCAUAUUUGUCUCCGGUUCAUCUGCGACUGGCAGUGUGGUAUGUUAUUGUUGUGCAUUUCCUAUCCAAGGGAAUCGAUUUCUCUUAUCAUCUCAGGUUGGAUUCCUUUGAUUUCAAAGUUGAUGAAGAGGGUGAGACUUAUGCUUGUUUGAAACGUGAAAGAAAAUUAAAAAACGACCAAGAGGGCAUACCUAUAUGUGAAGCUAUGUAUGACAAGCGAAUGUAUGAAAAUGGAAAAAGAAAUUGUCCUGUAAAAUUGUUGAAGCUCUUCUUGGAUAAAACAGAUUCAAGGGCAUCGCAUCUCUUUAAUUACUGCUAUAAAGAUGCAAUCAUUGAUCCCACGAUAUGCAGUCUAUGGUACAGAGAUACUACAUUGAAACGUAGAGCAUUUGUUGACUUCCUUCCAGACAUAUGCAAGGCUGCAGGUUGUAAACGCUACACAGCAAAUUGUUUGAGGAAGACAGCUACUCGGGCCAUGCUUAUUGCAGGAUUUAAGCCACGGGAUGUCACUUAUUUUUCUGAGCAUAGAUAUGGAUUGUCCAUACACAGCCAUAAUAGUGAAAUGUCUCCUCAAGUGCAAGUGAAACUUUACCCUCCCAAGACUGAGAGUGAUGUUAGGAUAGAGAAUGUUGAUCAGCCCAAUCAUCUAGAAUCAUACUAGAGAAUGUUGAUCAGCCCAAUCAUC
Magallana angulata is the source of this 2703-nucleotide messenger RNA. RefSeq lists its product as uncharacterized. The transcript has 6 exons. The coding region runs from base 145 to 2679 and encodes 844 amino acids. Gene Ontology annotation, molecular function: protein binding. The record is from RefSeq and is a predicted model, not a curated record. NCBI's taxonomy places the organism in Eukaryota, Metazoa, Mollusca, Bivalvia, Ostreida, Ostreidae.